UGGGACUUCUCCUCUUGCAUGUCUGAAUGCUAUGCUGCACACCAAUUCCCGUGGGGAUGAGGGCAUUUUCUAUAAGGUCCCUGGGAGGAUGGGCGUCUACACGCUGAAGAAGGAUGUUCCAGAUGGGCUGAAAGAACUGUCUGAAGGCUCAGAAGAGAGCAGCGACGUGCAAUCGGAUUCUCCCUCCUCAGAAAACAGCAGUAGCAGCAGUGACAGGAGCAGUCACAAGGAAGGGCGGAAGAGCAGGUGGCGAAGGAAAGUAUCGACCAGACUCUCGCAAGUGUCCUCUCCCCAGCCAGGCUGCCCAUCUCCUUCUAUUCCCCCAGGCAAAGUCAUCUCAUCAUCUCAGAAGCACAGCAAAAAAGCACUCAAGCAGGCUCUGAAGCAGAAGCAGCGGAAGCAGCAGCAGUGCCGAACCAGCUUGCCAGUCUCCUCCAACCACCUCCUCCUGCAGCAGCACGCAAAGGCUGUCAGCCCCUCUGCUCCUGCGAAACCUGCUUGGGAAGGAAAACAAUCAGAUGGACACUCAAGUAGCCCCCAGAAUUCAACUUCCAGUUCAUCUCCCUCCAUUAAAGCUGAGCCCUCCCUCCCAGUCCUGGGGAAGAAGCCAUUCCAGAGAUCUGAGCGGCUCCAUGCAAGGCAGCUGAAGAGGACAAAAUGUGCUGAAAUUGACGUGGAGACCCCAGAUUCCAUCCUGGUGAACACCAACCUGCGGGCCCUGAUCAACAAGCUCACAUUCUCUCUUCUGCCAGCUGACUGUCAGCAGCGGCUGCUCCAGCUGCUCCCCGAAGUGGACAGGCAGAUCGGGGUGGAUGGGCUGUUGAAGCUUAGCAGUUCUGCCCUCAACAACGAGUUCUUCACGUCUGCUGCCCAAGGGUGGAAAGAACGGCUGUCAGAAGGGGAGUUCACUCCUGAAAUGCAGCUGAGACUUCGGCAGGAGCUAGAGAAGGAGAAGAAAGUGGAACUGUGGAAGGAACACUUCUUUGAGAGCUACUAUGGACAGAGUUCUGGGCUGAGUCCUGAAGAAUCCAAGCAGCUGACGUCCUACAUCCCCACUACUCAGGCACAGGCUAGGAAUUCAGCCGUUCCGCUGCAGCAGUGCAUGCCCGUCUCUGCAGCUGUGUCAAGGAAAGAGGCAGCCCCUCCUGUGGUUCCAAAGGCUCAGGAUCAUUUGGCAACACCACCAGCAGCAGCAGCAGCAAGCAAAGGAGAGGAAGAGGAGCAGCAACUCCAAGCCCCCAAGCCAGCAGAGUUUGUCAGCUCCUCAGAGAGCAGUCUCCCCUCCAGAUCCAGUGACCAAUCUCCCCUUGGGCCUUCCACAGGGAGUGAAGAGCCAGGAAGGGAGACACCACAGUUUGGCAGCUUGGAGUCCCCAGUGAAAGAAGAUGCAAGCAAACCAAAGAGCCCAGCAGCAGCAGGCAAUGAAGCCACUCCGGGGGAGGAGUCUCAGGAGAUGGCCGCCAAGGAGAGCUCUGUCCCUGGCGCAGAACAGAUGGACACCGGAGUCCAAGGUCUCAAGAGGAAGUCGGAGAGUCCUGAACAGGCAUCGACUACACCAGAAAAACGGCCUCAUAUCGUGGAGAACAGCAUCUCCAGCCCGCCUUUUCAAAGCCCGCCACAGCCCUUUCCAGCAGCGCCUGUGCCAAAGGUCCCUCCGCUCAGGAUCCCCGUCUCCAGGAUCCAUGGAUCUCCACUGCCAUUUCCGACCAGCCAGGUCUCUCCCAGGCCCAGCUUUCCUUGCACCAUCACCAGUCCCAGGAGAACAGGGGCCAGGACCCUGGCGGACAUCAAGGCCAGAGCCCAAAUGGCCAGGGCCCGUCGGGCAGCAGCUGCUGCCGAAGCAGCAGCCUCCAUUGCUGCUACUGCUGCCUCCAUUGUGGAAGCCAUCCCAGGCCCGGGCCCAGGAGGAGGGGGCAAGGGAGAGGAGACGGGCAGCCCAGCAUCAGGAGAGCCCCAUGGAACUGCGACCCAGGCAAAGGCGGCUGACCUGGCGGGCACUGGAAGCGGGGCAGGUCCAAGAAGGCCUUUCCCCUCUGUCCCAGGCUCCUGGGCACCAGCGGCGGCGGCGGCGACAGAACAGGGGGCUCCCGGCAGUGUUGCAAGAACACAACUACAGCCGGUUCCCUCCCUGCAGCCCAGAACUCCCGGCAGCUGCCCAGGAGCAGAUACCCCGUCAGCCACCCAGCCAGCAGUAGCGAGCAUCGGCCCCUCGACAGCCUCAGCAAGCCAGGGUGCCCGGUCUUCUUUGAGCUUGGGUUGUGGCCUUGGGCCAGGGAUGGAUCAGCCUAUAAAACACCCUUCUGCUGUUAGCCUGCCUGCAAGAGCAGCCUGUGACCCUGAGCCGCGGCCAGUCAGCAAAAGUCUACCUGAGGCAGCGCUUGCCGCCAGCUCCGCUCACUCACCUUCUCUGCCUCCAUUGUCAGCUGUGCCCUUCAAGCCUCCCCCUGCCCCUCGGGCCGGCGCCGUGGCAGCACCGCCUGUGGCUGUCCCACCCCGUAGUGCUUUGUUAGUCACCCAUGGCCUUAAAGUGCCCCCGGCCACCUUGGGAACAGCUGAAACUGCGCCUCCCCCAAAGACGAGCUCCAGCAUCCCUGCGAAUAACCCCUUGGUCGCUCAGCUGCUUCAAGGCAAAGAGGUCCCUUUGGAGCAGAUCAUGCCCAGGCCCCUCACUAGAGUCGAGAUGAAGGCCAUCCCGUUCCCUGUGAAGGAGCACAAAGAGCCAGUGGUCGCGGCCAGGCCUGGUGAGAGGCAGCAUUACCAGGUCCCAUUUCAGCCCUGUGGGAAGCCAGGCUUCAGUCCCAGUAGGCAGCAGAUAACCCAUGCUGUACAGCCCUUUCCUCCCUUCACAGGCCAGGAGCUGUGGAAGACCACUGCUGACUUGCACCCCAGCCAGGAAGCCUUGGGCCAGGGAGUCCAGCAGAACAUCCUUCAGGCCCUGAUGCAGAGGGUGUCGAGGCAGAAGCUGCCCUCUCCCACCACACCCCCUUCCCAGCUCACUCUCCCACCUCCAGAUUUCCCGGUGGAAAGCAGCUCCACCAGCCAGAGCUUCAUGCUGGGGUUCACGGGGAGAAGGACCUCCAAACCUGCAAUGUCCGGCCAUUACCUUCUGAACGUUUCCACCUACGGCCGCGGCUCCGAGCACUUCAGAAGGAAGCUUGCCCUGCACCCGGGGGACCGCGUGUCCCCGGAUGGACCCAAAAUGGAAUUAGAAGAACAGGAGCCAGCAGUAGGAGACAGCAGCAGCAGCGGGGAAGAUGCUGGAGAUACAGAUGGGGAAGGCACCACCGACGAAGAGGAGUGUGUCGUGGUAAACGAGGAACUUCUGACUCGUGCAGGGAAAGGAGAACAGAUAACCCACCAGGCGGGUAGUGUGAAGGCAGAGCAGGAGACUGCAUGCUGGAAGGCCCCGGGCUCCCUCCAGCUCUCAGCAAGCCAGGAAUUUGCCAGAAGUGCUGUGGGAAGGGUUUUUAUUCAGGCAGCCCAGGAAAAAGCGUCACAGACAAGGAGAGAAACGAGACUUUGGAGCACAGAGCUUCAUCCUGAUGCCCCAGCAGGCUCCACCCCGCCCCAACCCCUGCUCCUCUCUCCCUCGCCACCUUCUCGGCUCUUUGGGAGCCCUGCCGCUGCACAGCUUGUCGGCCCGGGCUACAGCGGCACGAUCAAUGUUUCCACUUCCCCGGACAUGCACCAGGAGGCACUCCUGACGGGGCUGUCCAACCCCGGCAGCAUCGGGGACGUCGUGUCCUUCUCUGUGACCGUGACGACCAUCCCCGCUGGCCAGUCGGCAAGUGCAGGAAGCCGCGGGCAGCCCCUCCCUGCCCAGGCCUUUUCUGACACUGGGGGCUUGGAGGACCUGCCCUCCAAGUGUUACUGCCGUUUGAAAGCCAUGAUCAUGUGCAAGGGCUGCGGGGCCUUUUGCCAUGACGACUGCAUCGGCCCCUCCAAACUCUGUGUCUCCUGCCUGGUUGUGCGGUAGCAG
Messenger RNA from Euleptes europaea (tarantolino), 3979 nucleotides. It is a transcript of the gene ASXL2, whose product is annotated as ASXL transcriptional regulator 2. Bases 32 to 3976 code for a protein of 1314 amino acids. The record is from RefSeq and is a predicted model, not a curated record. Lineage: Eukaryota; Metazoa; Chordata; Lepidosauria; Squamata; Sphaerodactylidae. Gene Ontology annotation, molecular function: DNA binding; peroxisome proliferator activated receptor binding; chromatin binding. Gene Ontology annotation, cellular component: PR-DUB complex. The transcript has 10 exons. Gene Ontology annotation, biological process: animal organ morphogenesis; positive regulation of transcription by RNA polymerase II.